Exophiala spinifera is the source of this 1293-nucleotide messenger RNA. RefSeq lists its product as uncharacterized. Gene Ontology annotation, molecular function: hydrolase activity. Lineage: Eukaryota; Fungi; Ascomycota; Eurotiomycetes; Chaetothyriales; Herpotrichiellaceae. The record is from RefSeq and is a predicted model, not a curated record. Bases 1 to 1293 code for a protein of 430 amino acids. The transcript has 3 exons.
AUGCCUCCUCUGACGGCGGAGCAAAUAGACGCAAUCACCAAAUCGGUGCACGACAACUUCGCGGCGCAACUGUCGUAUACGCAGCAACUCAUCAGGUUCGGAGGGCAGCGCGGCGAAGAAGGGGCCGUGCAAGACUUUGUGUUCGACGCCUUCGCCACGCGCGGCUAUGCGCCCGUCAAGUUCGAUAUGGACGAGUCGGCGCUCGGGAAGCACGAGGGAGCGGGAAAGUUUAGCCCGACGCACAGUCGCGCUCCCGUGGUCGUGGGCGUGCACAAGCCCAAGGCUCAGUGCGAGGGCGGGAAGAGCCUGAUUCUCAACGGGCACAUUGACAUUGUCCCCCUUGGGCCCGUGGACAUGUGGGCGGACGAUCCGUACAGUGGGAAGAUCGAAGGCGACAAGCUUUAUGGUCGUGGUGCCGCCGAUAUGCGCUCGGGCCAUGCGAGUAACAUCUUCGCCCUUGAUGCUCUUCGAAACAUCGGCCUUCAACCGGCAUCGGAAGUCAUUAUCCAGUCUGUCCCCGAGGAGGAAUCGACGGGCAAUGGCACGAUGAUGACCCACCUGAAAGGCUACAAGGCCGAUGCGGUUCUUAUCCCGGAACCCGUACAGGAGCAGCUUGUGCGGGCAAAUGUUGGUGUCUUGUGGUUCCAGAUCGAGGUCAGAGGCCGACCGGUGCAUGUAAGGACCAUGGGAACAGGCGUGAACGCAGUCGACGCAUGCUGGGGAGUCGUGGGAGCACUGCGCGAGCUCGAAGCCGAGUGGAAUCAGCGACAUGCGAAGACGAAGUAUUUCGAGGAGGAAAAUCAUCCCUUGAACUUGAAUAUUGCAAUAGUCAAUGCCGGCGACUGGGCAAGCUCGGUGCCUGCUUGGUGCAAGAUCGACUGCCGAGUUGCCAUCACUCCUGGCACCACGGCCAAAUCCGCCGCCGACGAAAUCGAAACCAAGGUCGCAACAUACGCUGCAUCUCACCCAUACCUCAGCAACAACCCGCCCAAGGUGAUCUGGAAUGGCUUCUUUGCAGAAGGAUAUGCCUUGGAGCCGGGGACCGAAGCGGAAAACAUCCUUCGGAAGGCCCACAAACAGGCGACAGGAAGCGAACUCACCACUCAGACGUCCACGGCGUAUCUAGACGCAAGGGUGCAUAGCUUGUACGACAAGAUCCCAGCACUUGUGUAUGGGCCAAUCGGUGAGGAUGUACAUGGAUUCGACGAGUGGGUGAGUAUCGAAAGCGUAAAGAAAGUGACGGUGGCCAUGGCCCUGUUCAUUGCGGAAUGGUGUGGAGUAGAAAAGAUAUAG